AGCUAAUGGAACGAAGACCGGUGUUAAGUCGGGAGAUCGGAGCUUAAAACCUACCUCGGAGGCUUACUACCUGGGUGACCCUGGUCAGGUUACCUUAUCUCCCUGCCUUCGGUUUCCCCACCUGUAUAAUGAGGAAGUCGAUUGAAGUAUGAGGCUUUUGAAGUCCUUUUCAAUUGCACUUAUCUCAAAAGCCUCCUUCCUAUUUGUAUUAUAUCGACGCUGAUAACGUAUUCUAUGUCCCGAUGUACAGACUAGAAGGGAUUGUGAACCAGAAAGAAUGUUUGGUGUUGUGGUGGUCGGCGUUGGCAGGGCUGGAUCUGUGCGGAUAAGGGAUUUGCAGAGUCCCCAGCUUCCUCCCAGCCCCCUGAAACUGAUUGGAUUUGUAUCCAGGCGAGAACUUGGUAACAUUAAUGAGGUGAAGCAAAUCUCCCUGCAAGAUGCUCUUUCCAGCACAGAAGUUGAUGUCGCCUACAUCUGUAGUGAGAACGUUAGCCACGAGGAGUAUGUCAGGCAGUUUCUCAAUGCUGGCAAACAUGUCCUGGUGGAAUAUCCAAUGACUUUGUCUCUGGCAUCAGCCCAGGAACUCUGGAAGAUGGCAAAGGAGAAAGGAAAAAUCCUACAUGAGGAGCACAUUGAGCUCCUGACAGAAGAAUUUGCUUUCUUAAAAAAUGAAGUGGCUGGGAAAGAGUUGUUGAAAGGAACUCUUCACUUUACAGGUGGUCCUCUUGAGAAAGAACGGUUUGGCUUUCUUGCAUUUAGUAGCAUUGCUCGUCUAUCCUGGCUGGUGAGUCUCUUUGGAGAGCUUUCAGUCAUUUCAGCUACCAUGGAAGAACAGGAGGAGAAUAAAUAUCUGAAAAUGACUGUGAACUUGGAGACUGUGAACAAGAGGCCACUGACUUGGAUUGAAGAAAGAGGCCCUGGCCUGAAACGUGAACGGCAUAUUAAUUUCCUUUUUGAAUCUGGUCUCCUGGACAGCAUCCCUCCUCCAACUCAAGGAAACAAGAAUAUUUUCCUGAAAGACCAAGAUAUAUUUGUCAAGAAACUUUUGGGCCAAAUGUCCACAGAGGACCUGGCCAAGGAGAAGAAACACAUCCUGCAUUGCAUGAAAAUUGCUGAUGAAAUCCAAAAGUACUGUCAACACUCCAAAAAAGACGGGCCCCUGGGAGGAGCAGAGGGCACAGUGUAACACCUCCAAGAGUGGAUUUCAGAGUACUUGGAAGUCUUAGAAAAUAAUACUGGAGUGGUAGUGGUGAUGUUUAAUUUUUCCCAUUAAAAAGACUUUCUUAGA
This is a messenger RNA of Antechinus flavipes (yellow-footed antechinus), 1288 nucleotides long. RefSeq names its product biliverdin reductase A (gene BLVRA). Gene Ontology annotation, cellular component: cytoplasm. Gene Ontology annotation, molecular function: nucleotide binding; zinc ion binding; biliverdin reductase [NAD(P)H] activity. NCBI's taxonomy places the organism in Eukaryota, Metazoa, Chordata, Mammalia, Dasyuromorphia, Dasyuridae. The record is from RefSeq and is a predicted model, not a curated record. Gene Ontology annotation, biological process: heme catabolic process. The transcript is spliced from 7 exons. The coding region runs from base 278 to 1186 and encodes 302 amino acids.